CAAUCAGUCUACUUACAGAUGAACAAGAUACGCCAGUUUGUUUUGCGAUUUGAUUAAACGAUUGACCUGCCUGAAACCGUCCAACGAUUCGAUUUCUUUCUUGUAUCGUUGUUUCACCGAAACUUCUAUCAGGUCUACGUUGAGUGGUAUCAUGACUUCCACUUGAUGACGGGGUAGGGUUUAUGUCCGGCAUAGAGGGUCUUUAGUUGAGAGAAAUGAAGAUCAGGUAAAGUCAGAGAAAUGCUGUUUUUCCUUCAUCCUUUGCUAGACAAUUGACAAUUUCUAUUGCAAGCUUAUAUGCUUAUACGCGCAUCUUUCGUGUUGGCGUAAUGCAAAAGUGACGCAUAAGGCUUUUGUGUCACACGUGAACUCAUCUUGCGAAAAACCAAUCUUCCGAGGGGAUUUUUGAAUUGACUUCAAGGUUGCUUCAUCACAACCUUACAGCAUUCUCAAUCGAAAAUGAUUGGCAAAAGGCAGGAGAUAAACGUACUUUGUGCUCACUUUCGAGCCACAAAAGCAAGGCACAUACACUCUACCGGUAUAAUAGCAUCUCGAACAAACUCAUCAGCAGAAUCAAGCUCUGCCUCCUCCACCCCGAAAAGGUCAUCAAAGAAUCGUUCGGACAUUCUCGAUCCUGAAACAGUAGAUCUUGUAGGUCCGCCUGAUUCAAUAUCCAAUAUUCGUCCGAUGGUCUAUGCCCCCAGCAAAUCUUUUGAUCGUAGAAGAAACAAGUCUCCUUCUACGUCUGCCAACGUUACCCAACAACCACAUCCCUAUUCUCCUAAUGAAUUCCAUCAAACGGCUAGCAGCACUUUCUCAACCUCUCAACAAAAACCAAAAGGACUUGGUAUGUUCCGUUUAUAUCGCGAAUAUGUUGAUCAUGUAUGCGAUCGUGUAGAAGAGGUGGACAUGAAAUUGAGAUUGAGCAAAUUGACCACAGAUUCAACCACUCAACGAUUUUGGAGGGAUAACAAUACUCGUUUUAGUCGUGAUAUGCAAGCUUGGGCACAAAAUAACAAUAAUGAUCAAGAUGUGAGAAACUUAAGCAAUUCCAUAAAGGAGUCUUCUGGAAAUAAUGCUUUGGUCAAAGCACCAAAAAUCGAAGAAAAUCUGAUCACUGCACCUUCAAGUGAAUCAGACUUUUAUGCUACUUGGCUCAAAGCCAAUGCUAAAAGGAAUAAAGCAUACAACGUUCUGGUUUGGAAACAGGCUUUCGAUCAAGUCAGACUAGGUGCACAAGUAAGCAUUUGGACGUAUUGGCUAAAGGUUCUACGUAAGUUAGAAGGGUAAGGGAUUAUGAGCGAUUGUAUGAGUAUCUUAAGGAAAUAAUGAAUGAUCUAUAUGCAUCUCCCUUAUUCUUCUUGUUCAAACGUCAAAGGACGGAAUGCGUAUCCUGUUGCCAUGUAAUGUUUAGAGCAUCCUUCAACCCAAUGCAAACGUAAUGCAUGCAAGAAUGCACUCAAUCCUUCCAUCAAAACCAAAACGGCAAUA
Messenger RNA from Meira miltonrushii, 1491 nucleotides. RefSeq lists its product as uncharacterized. NCBI's taxonomy places the organism in Eukaryota, Fungi, Basidiomycota, Exobasidiomycetes, Exobasidiales, Brachybasidiaceae. Gene Ontology annotation, biological process: intrinsic apoptotic signaling pathway. The coding region runs from base 460 to 1290 and encodes 276 amino acids. The record is from RefSeq and is a predicted model, not a curated record. Gene Ontology annotation, cellular component: mitochondrion. The transcript has a single exon.